Cyanidioschyzon merolae strain 10D is the source of this 927-nucleotide messenger RNA. RefSeq lists its product as hypothetical. The record is from RefSeq and is a predicted model, not a curated record. NCBI's taxonomy places the organism in Eukaryota, Rhodophyta, Bangiophyceae, Cyanidiales, Cyanidiaceae. The coding region runs from base 1 to 927 and encodes 308 amino acids. The transcript has a single exon.
AUGGCAACGAGCGUUUCGGAAAGCGAGUUGCAACUGCUUCCGCACUGGCUUUCGUGUAUCCAUGCGAAGCGGUCAACCUGGACGUGUUCCCAAGACUAUGCGCGGUUCGUUCGGCUCUUGCGGGAUAUCUCCUUGGAGCUCUAUGUGGCGCGCAACCAGCCCAACGUGCUCGUUCAACUCGCACGUUACGGUUCAGCGUGCACACGGGUUGUGAACGAUCUUAUCACGGUCUGGAGUGUUCCGCUUCUACACGAGAGCGUUUCCAGGGCGGUGAUUCGGUUUCUAGUGGUUUGUCAGACCGGCAGCGGACCAGAGCAAGUCAAGAGGCGGGCUCUGGCCUGGGCGCGACACCUGCUGCGACUCGCUGUCUCUCCAGCGAUCAACGCAACCUUUAUCGAUGAGGGCUUAGGUUCAGCUCGAGUUGUGGAUGAACUUUGCACUGUUAUCGGGGCCAUGGGUUGCCAGGCGCGCAUACCAGCUGAACUUGGCGUUCUGAUUCCAUCGCUCAUUCAGGGUGCAUGCUGUGCAGACCUUGUUGCUGCUCUCGUGCCGACGAUUGCGGCAAUGCUCGAGUCGCAAGCGACCAGUCCCGCAUGGCGUCAUGCCGUUCGCUGCGCAUUCACCUGGGAAGAUGCGGAAACGAAGUACUGUGCUUUUCGCGACGGGUUGUCGGCGACUCUGCAAAAUAUGCUCCUCGCGGCAGACGCGCAGCUCUUGUGCCAGUGCCUCCAGUCCCCGGAGGCACUACUCAAAACACCGCUGGAUCAUCUCAGCGAGCGAUUCGAUCACAUUCGCCUCUUCUUGCGUUUACAACAUGGAGCGGAUCCGGAUACCAAGGCAUCUGCUGACGACGUCAAUACAGUCUCGACGCAGAACCAGAGCGGACCGGAUCUCGCAACGACGCCUCGAGCAGGAACGAUGACCUGA